Lycium ferocissimum is the source of this 1403-nucleotide messenger RNA. RefSeq names its product tubby-like F-box protein 7. The coding region runs from base 43 to 1188 and encodes 381 amino acids. The record is from RefSeq and is a predicted model, not a curated record. The transcript is spliced from 4 exons. Gene Ontology annotation, molecular function: protein binding. NCBI's taxonomy places the organism in Eukaryota, Viridiplantae, Streptophyta, Magnoliopsida, Solanales, Solanaceae.
AAAAAAAAAAAAAAAAAAAAAAAAAAAGAGCGCCACCCAAACAUGUCACUACGUCGUUCAUUGCUGUCAUCACGAAGAAGAAUCCUAAGUCGAUCUUUUACAUUUUCCUCCAAAUCCUUCAAAGAAUUUAAACUUCCAGAAACUUCUAAUAAUGAAAUUACUGUUCUUAGUAACGGUGAUGAUGAUGACACGUCAUCGUGGUCAAAUAUGUUGCCGGAGUUGUUAGGUGAGAUAAUAAAGAGAGUUGAAGCUAGUGAGGACACGUGGCCAUUACGUCAAAACGUUGUUGCUUGUGGUUGUGUUUGUAAGAGAUGGAGACAAGUUACUGAGGAUGUUGUUGAUUCUUCUCUUCAGAAUGGAAAAAUUACCUUUCCUUCUUGCCUUAAACAGCCUGGGCCUCGAGAGACUCCUCUACAAUGUUUCAUAAAACGUGACAAGAAGAACGCGGCAUUUUACCUAUAUCUCGCUCUUUCACCCUCAUUAAUGGACCAGGGGAAGUUUCUCUUAGCAGCCCGGAGGCACAGAAAUGGUGCUCACAUUGAAUAUAUAAUCUCUCUUGACGCAGAUGAUUUGUCUCAGAGAAGUAAGGCGUAUGUUGGGAAGUUAAGGUCGGACUUUCUUGGAACCAAAUUUACCAUAUAUGAUAGUCAACCCCCACACAAUGGGGCAAGGCCAUCAAGCAGCCGGUCUUGUCGUCGUUUUGCAAGCAAGCAGAUUAGUCCCCAAUUACCAGCUGGUAAUUUUGAAGUGGGACAUGUUUCCUACAAGUUUAACCUGUUGAAGUCAAGAGGACCGAGGAGGAUGGCAUGUUUACUCAAGUGUCCCUGUCCCGGAGAAGCUGUUACGCACAAAUCUCAGGAUGAUACUCCGAAGAAGAAGCAGCCUGGUUCUGCAGAAACCAACUCCACAGUUCUGAAAAACAAAGCUCCUCGGUGGCAUGAGCAUUUGCAAUGUUGGUGUUUAAAUUUCCAUGGCAGGGUCACCGUAGCAUCUGUGAAAAACUUUCAGCUAGUUGCAACAAUGGACCAAAGCCAGCCUGGGGGAAAAGGUGACGAGGAUACAGUUAUCCUCCAGUUUGGGAAGGUGGGCGAUGAUAUUUUUACAAUGGACUACAGGAAGCCAUUGUCUGCUUUCCAAGCGUUUGCAAUUUGCCUGACCAGUUUUGGUACAAAAUUGGCCUGUGAAUAGAUUCUUAAAACUGUUGCUAAUAUGCUUCCUAGUUUGUUUUUUUCUUUUUUCUUUUUGGUUGCACAAGGACACUUUUUAUUUAAUCUAGUAUUCUCUACUCGUGCAACAUUUAUAAUUUAGUAAUGCAGUAGAUGUGGAACUAAGUGUAAUCUAACCUUUAUGAGAAUUUAAUCAUGAUGUAUCAAAAGCUCGAUCAAUAGCGGAGUUCUCUACUA